Messenger RNA from Aspergillus fijiensis CBS 313.89, 1240 nucleotides. Its product is annotated as peptidyl-tRNA hydrolase domain protein. The transcript is spliced from 3 exons. Gene Ontology annotation, biological process: mitochondrial translational termination. Gene Ontology annotation, cellular component: mitochondrial large ribosomal subunit. The record is from RefSeq and is a predicted model, not a curated record. Gene Ontology annotation, molecular function: translation release factor activity. Lineage: Eukaryota; Fungi; Ascomycota; Eurotiomycetes; Eurotiales; Aspergillaceae. The coding region runs from base 165 to 794 and encodes 209 amino acids.
CUCCUCGUGCUUGUUAUUGGUUAGCAUCUCAUCCUUAAUUCAAUGUCCCCUCCAUCCCCAAUCCCCCUUCAUCCCCUCCCCGUUUCCAAUUACGUGCAUCUGCACCACAAACUGCAGUAUUUCGGGAUUUCUCUUUGACAGGCACGCACCCGUCACUUUCUGCUAUGGCUACCGCGCUCCUCCAUAAUUCUCCCCGUAGUCUUCUUUGCCUUCCUGUUCGCCGCGGUCCUCUCCUCCUUUCUCAGAUUGCCAGCCCCACCGUCGCAAAAAGACCCUUUGCGUCCAGACGGUCCGCCGCUAUCAAAGAUGAAGACCAGGUAUCGGAAGAUGACCUGAGCGCCGCGCGUCAAUGGCUAGCUAGCUUCAGCUCCAAGACAAUCCCGCGUGACAUCUGUGAAGUCUCCUUCAGUCGUUCGGGUGGCCCGGGGGGUCAAAACGUGAACAAGGUCAACUCGAAGGCCACCUUAAAGGUGUCGCUUGAUUCAUUACUGCCACUGGUGCCCCGGAUCUUGCAUUCCCCGCUGCAAGCAACCCACUACAUCGCACCGAGGACUCGCAGUCUGGUUAUCCAGUCAGAAGAAUCCCGCAAGCGGAAUGAAAAUGUGGAGUCGUGCUACGACAAGCUCCACCAGCUUAUCAAGAGAACAGCGUUGGAUGCUAUCCCUGGGGAAACGUCGCAAGAGCAAAAAGACCGAGUCCAAAAACUGCAAAAGGCCGCAAACGAGGCUCGUAUCAAAUCGAAGAAGUUCCUCAGUAGCAAGAAGAGUAGCAGACGAGGCAGUAAAGACGAUUAAUACAAUGCUAACUUUUUCAUAACCCCUCAUGCUGCUUGCUAACGCAGUCUGAAAAUGGUAAAUCCCGUUCAACGCCUGCACAUAACUUGAAUAAUAUUGCAUAAAAUCUAAAGUCCCUGAACAACGCGCUCUGCAUUUCGGAUAGUGGCAGAAAUGGCUUUGUGCAGUGAAGGAUCCAGGCCUUCGGUCUUCUCGAGUGGUUGCAACCAGCUGAUGACCUCCUUGGCCACAGAGGGGUUGUUGCGAUGAGCCGUAAGACGGCCGAACGAUGCGGCAAAAGCACGCGGGAAUUCAGGCGAAGUCACUUGUACUCCUGCUGUGGGGAGCUUGAUAUGACAGAUGUGUGUAUGGGGACUGUCGGGCUUCGCUUUCUGCAUGGAAUCAACCACAUGCUGCAGAAUCUUGCGCAGGCAUGGCAGGUCGUCGUAUUCGGUCGCCAUAUCAUA